Messenger RNA from Phlebotomus argentipes, 984 nucleotides. Its product is annotated as zinc finger protein 668-like. Gene Ontology annotation, biological process: regulation of transcription by RNA polymerase II. Lineage: Eukaryota; Metazoa; Arthropoda; Insecta; Diptera; Psychodidae. Gene Ontology annotation, molecular function: DNA-binding transcription factor activity, RNA polymerase II-specific; RNA polymerase II transcription regulatory region sequence-specific DNA binding. The record is from RefSeq and is a predicted model, not a curated record. The transcript has a single exon. Gene Ontology annotation, cellular component: nucleus. The coding region runs from base 1 to 984 and encodes 327 amino acids.
AUGGAGGAGAAUUCCAUGGAUUUGAUGGAUCUGAUUGACGAAUUCCUCAGGGAUUCCCUUGAGUUUGCCGAGGAGUUGCUGUGUCACGUGUGCGGAGAGAAAUUGGUAGGCGACGCGACUCUUCAGCAUCACCUCGAGGGUCACGGUGACAGUUUGAAGGGCUUGAAGUGCCUCUUCUGCUCGAAGAGCUGUUGUGACAUGAAUGACCAUAUCGCUGAUUGGGACUUCACAGAGGAUUUGCUUGAUAUGUGUCAGAUUGAGGAGGAUGCUGAGAGUGAAAAGCAAGUUUCUGAUGAGAAUCCAGAGGGGGAAAAGACAGAAGCAUUCCAGGAAAUCAGCCAAUGCGAGAUUUGCGGGAAAAUCAUGCUGAGAUCUUCAGUGGGAAGUCAUCUGAGGACCAAACAUUCGUCAAAGAAGCCUUUUGAGUGUGAGAAAUGUGGAAGAUGUUAUAAAUCCAGAGGAUCUCUCAAGUUUCACCAGGAGAAUCACAGGAAGAGAACAAAGUCGUGGACUUGUGAGAAGUGUGGCAGUUCAUUUUUCGAUGAGAAGUCACUUCAGGCUCAUGUGAGAAGGAUUCACGGUCAAUAUCCAAGCUUGAGCUGCUGUCCAGUGUGCGAGAAGUCCUUUAGGACGCCAUAUGAUUUGAAGUAUCAUCGAGAGACUGUGCAUCCAACGUCGGAGAAGAGGUUCAAGUGCCAGACUUGUUGCUUGCCUUUCAAAGGACUACAAGGACUGCGUCGCCAUGAGGCUAAGCAUUGCGAGGGUGAAGUUCUUCCUUUUGAGUGUUCCUAUUGUGACGUGAAAUUCACUAGUCAGGCUCCUUGUCGUCGUCAUGAGGAGAAUUGCAGUGGCCAGAUGAAAUAUCCAUGCAAAUUCUGUCCGGAAAAAUUUACCACCUACAUUAGACUCAGAGGACAUCGCAGGAGAGAACAUAAGGAGAAGAUUUUGAGAAGGAAGCCCAGGAAAAGUCAAGGAUCUUUGUGA